UUAAUGUUAAAUCUUCUCUUUAGGUUUACCCUUACUUGUGCAAAGAACAAUUGCAAGAACUAUAGUACUUCAAGAAAGCAUUGGUAAGGGUCGCUUUGGAGAAGUCUGGCGAGGGAAGUGGAGAGGAGAAGAAGUUGCUGUGAAGAUCUUCUCUUCGAGAGAGGAACGCUCGUGGUUUCGUGAAGCAGAAAUUUAUCAAACAGUUAUGCUACGGCAUGAAAACAUCCUUGGAUUUAUAGCUGCAGACAACAAAGACAAUGGUACCUGGACUCAGCUGUGGUUGGUGUCGGACUACCAUGAGCAUGGAUCGCUCUUUGAUUACCUGAACAGGUAUACAGUAACAGUGGAAGGAAUGAUCAAAUUAGCUUUGUCCACUGCCAGUGGUCUUGCUCAUCUUCACAUGGAGAUUGUUGGCACGCAAGGCAAACCAGCGAUUGCACACAGAGAUUUGAAAUCAAAAAAUAUACUGGUAAAAAAGAAUGGAACAUGCUGCAUUGCAGACCUAGGACUGGCGGUUAGGCAUGACUCAGCAACAGACACAAUUGAUAUUGCCCCAAACCACAGAGUGGGAACAAAGAGGUACAUGGCACCUGAAGUUCUAGAUGAUUCCAUAAAUAUGAAACAUUUUGAGUCAUUCAAACGAGCAGACAUCUAUGCAAUGGGAUUAGUGUUUUGGGAAAUAGCUCGGCGAUGUUCCAUCGGUGGAAUCCACGAAGAUUACCAGUUGCCGUACUAUGACCUCGUUCCUUCAGAUCCUUCUGUUGAAGAAAUGAGGAAAGUUGUGUGUGAGCAGAAGUUAAGGCCCAAUAUUCCAAACAGAUGGCAGAGCUGUGAGGCGUUACGAGUGAUGGCAAAAAUAAUGCGGGAGUGCUGGUAUGCCAACGGGGCUGCCAGGCUCACGGCUUUGCGCAUUAAGAAAACAUUAUCGCAACUUAGUCAACAGGAGGGGAUAAAGAUGUAAUCCUGGAUUUGCUACCGAAGAACUGUAAAAAAAAAAAAUCCAUAUCUGCACCAGAGUGGCGUGUUAAGAAGGUUAAUUGUUCUACCUCAUUGGGGGAACAGAAGGAUAUUGCUGCCUUUUAGGACUUCAUAGGAACGCCACUUCUUAGGAUGUUGGUGGACGUGCUAAACAGUUGUGUUGGGUCCUUUCUGUGCACUAUGAACCUCUUUCCCAGGUUACUUACAAAACAUUGUGUAGUCUGAUUUUAUUUUUAUUAACCUAUAUUUUUUUUUUUUAAUUUGGAAAGCCGAUAGCUGGUCUUAACUUCUAGUUAACUGUGCUAAAAAUAGGAGGUCACUUUUAAACCGGAACUGGUUCACUAGAUUGUUCUGGAGUGCAUUGAUGGCUCUUUAAGCAACUUUCUUCCUGGCUGGUACAUUGACUAUUCUGAACCAUUGUCACAGUUCUGAUUCAGAUUGUGAAUGUACUGAUGGAGUAGACUUUGCUAGCUAUUAAGGUAGUAUAUCUUUCGGACUCUUACCUUGAUUUACAAAUUGACCUCAUUACGUUGUGGGAACAUAAUUUAUGCAACUAUACUUUAUACAUGA
Molecule: messenger RNA, 1548 nt
Organism: Antrostomus carolinensis (chuck-will's-widow)
Lineage: Eukaryota; Metazoa; Chordata; Aves; Caprimulgiformes; Caprimulgidae
Product: TGF-beta receptor type-1
Exons: 6
Coding region: 206-961 (251 amino acids)
Biological process (GO): transforming growth factor beta receptor signaling pathway; heart development; cellular response to growth factor stimulus
Cellular component (GO): signaling receptor complex; plasma membrane
Molecular function (GO): ATP binding; transforming growth factor beta receptor activity, type I; SMAD binding
Source: RefSeq, a predicted model, not a curated record